Spea bombifrons (plains spadefoot toad) is the source of this 3160-nucleotide messenger RNA. It is a transcript of the gene DZIP1, whose product is annotated as DAZ interacting zinc finger protein 1. NCBI's taxonomy places the organism in Eukaryota, Metazoa, Chordata, Amphibia, Anura, Pelobatidae. The transcript is spliced from 18 exons. Gene Ontology annotation, cellular component: cytoplasm; ciliary basal body. Bases 96 to 2663 code for a protein of 855 amino acids. Gene Ontology annotation, biological process: cilium assembly. The record is from RefSeq and is a predicted model, not a curated record.
UAGUAGCCAUGGAAACGGUGCGGACCACCCGUAGUACCCCCAACCUACUGACUAUGGCUCAACGGUUCCCCGGAUGAAGAAAAGGAGGAGAGGAAAUGCCUGUCCAUGACGGGGUCUACUAUCUGUUUGAGUUAGAGACUCCUCAGUUAUCAUCCGUCUGUGUAACUGACCCCCGGUCAUCCCAUCAUUCUAACACAGCUUUCCAGAUGCCCUCUUCCAACAAUGGGACUGUUUUCAAGUUCAGAUCACGCCACGAGAGUGUGGACUGGAGGAGGAUCGGCGGCAUUGAUGUGGACAAAGUGGCCAAUGAGCUGGACUUUAACACACUUCAGGAUAACAUCAUGAACAUAACCUAUUGCAAUGUGGAAAAUGAGAGAUGCCCGCACUGUAAAAAUGGCUUGGAUCCCAUAUUGGUCAAGCUGUUUCGCCUUGCGCAGCUAUUAAUUGAGUACCUGCUUCAUUCUCAGGAGUACCUGACCUCCUGCCUGCAGACAUUGGAGCAGAAGGUGCAGGCUACCCUCAAAGAAAAAGAGGAAAUAAAACUCAAAAUGGUGAAACAAAGUGAAGAAGUCAAGAAGUUGAAAGAAGAGUGCAAACAUAGGAAGGCCAUGAUUGCCACCCAGCAGAUGAUGAUCACUUCUGGUGCAAACUCUUAUAACAAAUGUCAUCAUUGUGACAAGGCGUUUGUGAACUAUUCGUAUUUGCAAGGUCACAUACAGAGGCGGCAUCCGGAAGAAGCAAGAUGUGAAAAACCAAAGUCUGAUACAAGCGGUAAAUUACAGCAGGAAAUAAACCUUCUAAAGGAAGAAUUAAAGUUGACCAAGGGCCAGCUGGAGACCGAAAAGGCUGCACAUAUAGAGAGGCUGUCAAAGAUGCAAGAAAACAAACAAAGAAAAGAAUUUGAAGAAGAAAUCCUCAAAAAGUUUGAGAACUGGAAAGCAGAAGAAAACAAGAAAUCUGCAAAUGAAAUGGAGAAAGUGAAGGAGAUGUUUAUGAAAGAGUUCAAAGAACUGAGUGUUAAGAACAGCUCUUUAGAAGAAGAACUACGGCAAAUGAAGAAAGACACUUUGUACAGCAAGUCUGGCGUGGGUGUUCUGCACGAAAGCCCCAGUGGUGGUAGAGAACAGAAGUCCAACUACUCACAUGACAUUGGAGCAGUGAUGGAACUCUUGCAUACACAGGAACAGAAAUUGGAAAACAAAAUACAUCUGCUUUGCCAAGAACACGACAAAGAAAAGAAACAGCUCACAUCCCAAAUAGAGAAGCUAAAACGGUCAUUAAGCGAAGAUCAGAGGUUGCAGAAUGAUUUGAAUCAGAAGCAAAUGCAUGAAUUUGAGCAGAAAAUUCUGGAACAAAACGAGUUAAUCAGGUCUCAGAAGGAACAGAUAAAGAAAAUGGCUAUAAAGACAUCAGCAUCUGUCCCAAAGCAUACAGUUAAUGUUGUGUCAAGGCCAUCUGUAGUAUCACAGGAAGAUGAAGCUGAAGCGAAAUCAAACUCCUUGGUAGCACGUGAUGUAGCGAUUGAGAAGAAAACAAGCACAAAUCAGAAUUUUUUAAAUGCCAUAAAGAAGAACAAAAUGCUCUCUAAAGAGCUGAGGUCCAUAGUGGAAGAGGGGCUGAAUGAAAAACUUGAAGCCUUGGGAGUUAAACCGGGCACGCGUGGUAUGUCACGUGAAGACCUCAACAGAACUUUAAGUGUAAUGCAGUCGUCCAGAGAAGAAAAAGAAAAGCUGUUACCAGAAAUUGCAUAUUAUCGGUCAAGCCUUCUCCGUCUUGCCAGUUCCAAGGCUGAGGAACGUGCAUCAUCAACAUCGUAUUGUAAACCACCUCAUGCAUCACAAUUAUUAGCUGAGCCGGAAACACCAGCCUUCGAAAGUCCAUCUUCAACAUUAAUGCUAAAGAAAUCCAAGUCCAAAACAUCAGUAGUGAAACGUUCUCAAGAUGAGUUCCAGACUCAGCCACAAAGCCCUGUGCCCAUAAAAAGCUCCACACCAAAAAAUAAAAUAGUUUCUGUGAAGGACUGCCGUGUGGCGAAGCGUUCCAGUAUUACCACACCACCCUUUAGCUCGGAUGAGGAAGAAGAGGAUAUGAACGGAACUCCUGUGCAGCUGUUCAGGUCUGCUGAUCUUUCAAAACCAAAAACUUCAUUUGACAAGAAGGGUAGCGGAGACUUUGCAGUAAACAGUGACUCAGAAGGAAGUUUACUGGAAGAAGCUGAACCCCAGAAAGCGCAUAAGCAAAAUAUUCAGAUAAAAGCUCCUAUCAAGCCAGCAAGAGUAGCAACAUUGGUGAGAGAACGUACAGAACAAAUCGAGAAGCAGGUGGCAUCCUAUUCAAGUGAAAAUAAACCAGCUGGCAGUGUUGAUGUAACCCGGCCAUUUUUGAAAAAGGAUCCAGUUAUGGAGUUUAAGGUUGAUGACAUCGAAGACAGUGAUUUUGACAGCUUGUCUUUGGAAGAAGAUGCAUUUGAAGUGCCAAGAUCUAUGAAGAAACAACAAAAUGUCACAGUACCCAGGAAUGGGUUUUCGCCUGCUCCUGUUAAAAGUGCAUUUGGUCCUGCAAAAUCAACCAAACCAGAAGCUCGUGAAGUAGAUGCCUCCAGCACACUUGUAAGCUCCUUAGUUUCUGUAAGUGACUUCAGUGACUGUUCUGAUCUAAACUAAGCAGAAGUCGUCUGCUGACAGUCUGAAAAUACGCAGUCCAAAGUAGUUUUGUUGUCAUUUAGGUGCAUAUAUAUAUGUAUAUAUAUAGCUUUUUUUGCAAAUGAAAUGCACUUUUUGUAAUUAUACAUUUGAUAUUCUAUUUUUAUAUGAGCCAUAUUUUUUUUCUUGUGUGUUUAUGAAGAUAUUUUGGCCAGUGGUACUAUAUUUAUAUUACAAAGGUACGUUACAACAUGAGUGUGUGUGCACAUUACAUCAUUUUCUUCACUGAAUUUAGAAAACAAGACAUUUCUUAUGCUUGUAUUGUCCCAUCUACAGACUUGGAAAUAUAUGAGAAGGUACAGGGUAAAAGGUAAACCUAUGUAAAAUUCAGUAAUAAUAAUAUGAAUUAUUAUGGCACCUUUUAAAACAAAAAUAAUUCUACUUAUCUGAAAGCUGCCAAACAAAAAAAACAACUGAUAGUCCUCACACCUACAAAAAUACCGUGAAUGUGUAGAGAU